Molecule: messenger RNA, 542 nt
Organism: Trichogramma pretiosum
Lineage: Eukaryota; Metazoa; Arthropoda; Insecta; Hymenoptera; Trichogrammatidae
Product: osteocalcin 2
Exons: 3
Coding region: 1-498 (165 amino acids)
Source: RefSeq, a predicted model, not a curated record
AUGACAUCGAAAGGCAACAACUCAUCCAAACGAUCAGCUGGAUCCUCGACGUCGUCGUCGUCGUCGUCGUCGUCGUCGUCGUCGGCAUUGGCAAAGCCCAAGGGCCAGGGUCGCCGCCGUCGUGGCGGCAGUGCCAGUAGCAGCGGCGCCAGCAGCAGCAGCAGCAGUAGCGAUAGCCGCUGCAGCACUCGAAGCUGCCUCGGUAACGUUAACUUUGCCAUCGAAUCGCCCAUACUCGGUAAACACUUCGAUAUUCCGGACUUGUACGGCGAUGUACCGACCAUUGAAUUGGACGAUACCUUGCCUUACGUUCCGGUUUACUGUCACCUCGUAGUACCUGAGAUUCAACCAGUAGUCAGGCCUCUGACACCUCCCAUUUUAAGAGCUCUGCGCGUUGAACUGGGUGAGUUCGUCCAUACAAAUAAAUCGACAAAAGGAAAAAUAGAGCAGAAAUCGAUCAAGAGUAACAAUCCUUCUCGGCAAUCCAGUAAAAUUUAAUAAUAUAGCAAAAUCAUGCCAAUGUUAGCUUUUGUAACAACUAU